AUGACACGCCACUGCUUGGGCUGCGGUGCAAUCGUGAGUUUGAGCAGUCUUGUUAUUUCUACGUUGCGGCUCUGCUGUACAUUUUGUUUUGCGUUUCUUCACAUGCUCCGUUUCUUUUUUUUACUUCUUUACCUCGUGUUUCUGCAGGCACGCAGAAGCACACGCACACAUAGUGCAAAUCACGGUGGAUUCGGAUGGUUCUUUUGCGGUGCGUGUGGCAGCAGCGUGUGGGUGCCGCUUUUUUCCGUGGGCAUGAAGCGAAGGGAGAGGGAGGGAGCGCGCAGGGCGAGUGUCUCUUCCUGA
This is a messenger RNA of Trypanosoma cruzi, 303 nucleotides long. RefSeq lists its product as uncharacterized. Lineage: Eukaryota; Euglenozoa; Kinetoplastea; Trypanosomatida; Trypanosomatidae. The coding region runs from base 1 to 303 and encodes 100 amino acids. The record is from RefSeq and is a predicted model, not a curated record. The transcript has a single exon.